Messenger RNA from Fusarium oxysporum Fo47, 1153 nucleotides. RefSeq lists its product as uncharacterized. The transcript has a single exon. Gene Ontology annotation, cellular component: mitochondrion. NCBI's taxonomy places the organism in Eukaryota, Fungi, Ascomycota, Sordariomycetes, Hypocreales, Nectriaceae. Bases 12 to 1025 code for a protein of 337 amino acids. The record is from RefSeq and is a predicted model, not a curated record. Gene Ontology annotation, molecular function: oxidoreductase activity.
CCUAAAGCAAAAUGACGGAUCAUACAUUCCAUCAGCUACCAGCAACUACAGUUCACUUCACCAACCAAGCCAGCCCAGGUCGUUCAUGUUCCUACGCCACUGCCGUCAGCUGGCUCCGUCAUUUUACGACCGCCCCGGACACACCUCAUCUGAAGCGAGGAAUGCUUGCAUUUGUCAGUGGAGUGGUGCGGCCCAGGGACAAUACAUCUGCUUCGCCUGCUCUGCUAGGAAUCAUGAUGGGCUAUACAUCAGAAAGCCAGGCUCUCAUGGAAGGCGAAUGGAGAAAUGGUUCUUGGGCAGAGCUGGUCAAGGUUCCCGCCGAGAAUGUCAAUCUCCUAAACGAGCUGGUGUUGACUAAGCGCCUUGGUUACGCAAUUGAAGACCUUGGUUAUAUCAUUACACUAGCAGUUGCAUAUGGUGGACUUAGCGAUAUAUGCAUGAAAACUGGAGAGGCUGUUAUCGUCGCCCCCGCAACGGGAAAAUUCGGGAGCGCUGCAGUGUACGUUGCACUAGCCAUGGGAGCGAGGAAAGUCAUUGCAAUGGGUCGCAACCAGGAAAAGCUUCGACGAGUGAUCGCGGGCACCGGGGAUCGUGUUGUAUCCGUCCCUAUUACCGGCAACAUUGAGAAUGAUGCCGCAGCCCUCCAAAUUCAUGGACCAAUCGAUGUCUAUUUUGACAUUUCACCAAAGCUCGAAUCGACUCCGUCUUACCUCAGGUCUGCAUUUAUUGCUCUACGACCUAAAGGGAGAGUGAGCCUUAUGGGCAGCAUUAGGAGUGACGUGGAGCUCCCUUACCUCAUGAUGGUUAUUAAAGGCUUGAGAGUUCAGGGAACCUUCAUGUAUACUCGUCAACAGGCAGAUGAGCUUAUCGGGCUCGUUGAAUCCGGUCUCUUACCUCUUGCAAAGCCAGGGGGUAUUGAGACUUCUGGUAAGUUUCCGCUUGAGAGGUGGGAAGAAGCGAUUGAACAUGCAUUCAAUGAAAUGGCGCCGCGCAAGAGUGUCUAUUUUGUUCCUAAUGGAGAGUAGCGUCUCCUUGUCUCGAGGACUAAUUUAUGAAGACUAAAGUGCUUCUAUGCAACACAAAAUUUAUCGUCUUCGACCUCGAACAUGAAUCUGCUCCACAAUGAGUGCCAAACGCCUCUUCUCGAGGCCAG